This is a messenger RNA of Cercopithifilaria johnstoni, 325 nucleotides long. The record is from the annotation of a GenBank genome assembly. Lineage: Eukaryota; Metazoa; Nematoda; Chromadorea; Rhabditida; Onchocercidae.
AGAUGCGAGAGCUGUUUCCGAAAUAGCAGAAGAAAGUAGACGUAAACAGCGACGACAUCAUUCUGUUCAAGAGCCAUCAUCCGUUCGUAUUCCAUCCAUUGAUGAUCCCGAUAAUCCACGUCUUUUCUCUAAAAACUCGUCAACUUCUUUCACGAAAGCGGUAAAACCCGAGAGAAGCGGCAUGGAUUUUGUGAAUAUCAAAGAAACCGUUAGUGAUAAGAAAUAUUCGAGAUGGUGUGGUUUAUUGGCAUCAUCUCCUCCUGCUGGAAGUAAUCGUCUGCCAUCGAAAAAGCCACCAAAACGGCGAAUGUCAACUUUUCUCUGA